AAACCCUCCUGGUCCCGCCGACGAAAAUAAAAUCAGUUUGCCCUAAUAACCAAAACCUCCCUCCCCACCUUAGUCGCUUUGUCCUUCACAAAACGGCAGAGCAAAACAAUGAGGAGCGCAUACAACGGCGGCGGCUCAAUGGGAGGACGCCCUGCCGGAACCGGCGGCGGCGGUAAAUCGUCAGCACCAGUAGUAGACAAAGAAGUAGACUACGCUAAUUACUUCUGCACAUACUCGUUCCUCUACCACCAGAAAGACAUGCUCUCCGACCGUGUCCGUAUGGACGCUUACUUCAACGCCGUCUUCGAGAACAAACACCACUUUGCCGGCAAGACGGUGUUGGACGUUGGAACAGGGAGUGGGAUUCUUGCGAUUUGGUCAGCUCAAGCUGGUGCUAGGAAAGUUUAUGCCGUUGAAGCUACUUCCAUGGCUGAUCAUGCUCGUUCUCUUGUCAAGGCUAACAAUCUUGAACAUGUUGUUGAGGUGAUUCAAGGUUCUGUCGAAGAUAUCUCUUUGCCUGAGAAAGUUGAUGUGAUAAUCUCGGAGUGGAUGGGCUACUUCCUUCUGCGGGAGUCCAUGUUUGAUUCUGUGAUUUGUGCUCGUGACCGUUGGUUAAAGCCCACCGGUGUCAUGUACCCAAGUCAUGCUCGCAUGUGGCUUGCACCUAUCAAAUCCAAUAUGGCAGAUCGGAAGAAGAAUGAUUUGGAUGGGGCCAUGGCGGAUUGGGAUAACUUCUCUGAUGAGAUCAAAACCUACUACGGUGUUGAUAUGAGCGUUUUGACUAAACCUUUUGCUGAAGAGCAAGAAAAGUAUUACAUACAGACGGCUAUGUGGAAUGACUUGAACCCACUUCAAGUGAUAGGCACACCCGCAAUUGUCAAAGAGAUGGAUUGUUUGACAGCCACUGUCAGCGAAAUCGAGGAGGUCAGAUGUAAUGUAACGUCAGUCAUCAAUGGACAGAACACAAGGCUGUGUGGUUUUGGUGGAUGGUUUGAUGUUCACUUCCGGGGGCGAAAAGAAGAUCCUGCCCAGCAAGAGAUCGAGUUGACAACAGCUCCAAGUGAACAGCAUUGCACGCAUUGGGGACAACAGGUUUUCAUUAUGGCCAAGCCUAUAAAUGUUGAAGAAGGUGAUAAUCUGAACCUUGGUUUGGUAAUGAGCCGGUCAAAGGAAAACCACAGACUAAUGGAGGUGGAGCUUGAAUGUGAGAUAAAAGAGCCUUCUGGCAACCUUAAGGAGUCUUUCAAGAAGAUUUAUUUCAUAGAAUGAUUAUUACAGAAACUGGUCUGAUGAGCUCUUUUCCAUGGGGUUCUUGUAUCCAAUGCAUGAACCCUCAUGUAGUGUUGUACUAUUUACUUCCAACUUCUUUUUUUUCAUGUAACGAGCAAUUUACAUUGGUAACUUAAAACUGUGUCUUUACAAGACUUUAAAAACAGAUUUUGAUAGUAUUUUAGUGAAGCUUGCUAGACUGUUAGCUUUGAUUCAA
Raphanus sativus (radish) is the source of this 1486-nucleotide messenger RNA. Its product is annotated as protein arginine N-methyltransferase PRMT10. Bases 109 to 1269 code for a protein of 386 amino acids. The record is from RefSeq and is a predicted model, not a curated record. NCBI's taxonomy places the organism in Eukaryota, Viridiplantae, Streptophyta, Magnoliopsida, Brassicales, Brassicaceae. Gene Ontology annotation, molecular function: protein-arginine N-methyltransferase activity. Gene Ontology annotation, biological process: peptidyl-arginine methylation. Gene Ontology annotation, cellular component: nucleus. The transcript has 7 exons.